This is a messenger RNA of Helianthus annuus (common sunflower), 2133 nucleotides long. RefSeq names its product protein FAR1-RELATED SEQUENCE 5-like. The coding region runs from base 1 to 2133 and encodes 710 amino acids. Gene Ontology annotation, molecular function: zinc ion binding. The transcript has 6 exons. The record is from RefSeq and is a predicted model, not a curated record. Gene Ontology annotation, biological process: regulation of DNA-templated transcription. NCBI's taxonomy places the organism in Eukaryota, Viridiplantae, Streptophyta, Magnoliopsida, Asterales, Asteraceae.
AUGUGUCGUUUUUUUGUUGUAGAUAUCACUACAUACCAGCCCGUUGGUAAUGUUCAAGUGUCCCCAAAUUCUGGAAGGAGGACAUUUAUACCAGAUGUCGAUGAUUCGAUUAAACCUCAGAUGCAUAUGACGUUUGAUUCGCUCGAAAAUGCCUUUCUUUUUUACCAAAGAUAUGCUAAGGCGGGAGGUUUCACAGCUAGGAAGGGUACUCAAUACGAGCCUCGAAAGGGUGUCAUACAUAACAAAUGGUUCCUAUGCUCAAAAGAGGGUACUAAACCCUUAAAGGCGAUUGACUCGACUCAGGAAGCUGGUAGUUCUAAUGAUAACUCAAAGUCUAAGAUUACUCGCAGGGUUCCUUCUAUAAGGACCGGAUGUGAAGCGUGCAUUCGGGUUAAGUUAACCCCGGAUAAUCUUUACGAGGUUUAUUACUUCGAGGAUUCGCAUAAUCACUCAUUUGUUGCUGAAGAUGACACGUACCUGCUUCCUGAAAACAGAGGAAUCAAUUACGUACAGGAAGAAGCCGUAAAUGCUUUAAGUGCCAUAAACGUUGGUCCAGUUCGAGCGUUUAACAUUAUGAGGACUCUCUAUGGAGGUUUUAACAAGGUAGGUUCCACGAAAGUUGACUUCAAGAAUUUCAAGAGAGACUUAAAUAGGUAUAUAGCUGAGUACGAUGCUGACAUGGUUAUUAAACGACUAAGAAGGAAGAAAGAAUUUAUGCCCAAUUUCUCUAUGGAAUACCUAACAACUGACGAUGGCAUUUUAUGUGCGUUGUUCUCGGCCGAUGGAGAUACAAAGAGAAAUUUUCAUACGUUUGGGGAUGUUGUGUCCUUUGAUGCUACUUAUUGCCGUAACAAGUACAAUAUGAUGUUCGUACCUUUUACUGGCGUUGACAAUCACUAUCGUAAUAUUAUCUUGGGUGCUGCUAUAAUCAGUAAUGAAACUGCCGAAACAUAUAGCUGGUUGCUUAACGCAUUUCGGCAGGCAUUUGGGCGCGCACCACCUGUAAUUGUAACUGAUCAAGACCCAGCGAUGAGGAAAGCUAUUCAAGAUACUUGGCCUGAAAGUAGGCACAGGCUUUGCAUGUGGCAUAUAAUGGACAAACUUACUACCAAGGUUGGCGCCAACCUAUGCAAUAGCACUGAUUUUAAGAAGAGGUUGUGUGAUAUUUCUAUUUACGAGAUUAGGGAUACAUGGAUCCCUGCGUACUAUCGUGAUGAACACAUGUCUGGGCUGAUGCGUACUUCGUCACGUUCGGAGAGUGAGAACCAUUUCUUUGGGCAGUUUUGCAACCCGAACUGUACGCUUGUUGAAUUCUUGGGCCAUUUUGACUCUGCAAUUGAAGCCCAAAGACACGAGCACUGGAAGAAUGAUCACGAUACUAGGCACACGAACCCCCAAAUAUUUGCAAAAGAGUUUGUCUUAGAACAACAGGCAGCAAACAUCUUCACACGGACAAUUUUCUUCGAUGCGCAACUUGAAAUUCAGCCAGCCAUUCACAAGUGUGGUAUUGGAAAAUGGGAUGAAAUGGAGGAUAACUUUGUGAACUUCUCUGUGAAGGACUUUUCUCAAACGUGUACUACAUUUUUUCAGGUUAUGAUGCGCCAGCUAGACAUGACCAUGAGUUGUUCAUGCAAUAGGUAUGAACAGUUUGGGCUUUUGUGCGCGCACAUUUUUUGCGUUUUGCGGUUUCUUGAUAUCAGGCAGUUCCCUGAAAGGUAUAUAAUGCGACGGUGGACCAGGGAAGCUACGGCUGAUCAGGCAGUCGUAAACGCACCCCCUAGGAGUCGUCGCGAUAGGUUUGCUGAAAUAACUGGAUACACCCAAGAAACACCUGUAACUGUUCGCAUGCCGAAAACCACUAGAUUUAAAGGUAUAGGCAAGCCUUCGAGAAUGAAGAGUAAUCGUGAAAUAGCCAUUAUUCAAUCUGUUAAGAAAAAAAAGGGUCGUGAAUGUAGCAAUUGCAAACCUCGGGGCCAUAAUAUACGUACCUGCACGUACCCGGCAAGGGAAAAGAACGACGACUCCUCAGAAAGUGAUGAAGCGGCGGGUGAAGGAGAUGACGAAGAUGAGCUAGAAGAUCCGGCGGGUGAAGGAGAUGACGAAGAGGAGCUAGAAGAUGAAGAGCAGGAGUAG